UUUGGUGAUGGGAUGGCAGUGAGCAUGGCCCUUUGGGCAGGCAUAUGGGCCAUUCUCCUACAAUUGGCCCUUUUGCUGUUCUUCUCUCCACCUCCAGGCCACUGCCAAGGUGAAAGGUCCCGCCUACAGUUUACUCAACCACUGUAUCAUGCAUCGGUCUACGAGAACUCAGCCGCCCGCACCUACGCUGCCAGCCAGGUGCGCAUGGGCGUCCCUCUCCAACAUCACUCAUGGGAGGUGAGGUACCGCAUCACCUCCGGGGAUGAGGAAGGAUUCUUCAAGGCUGAGGAGUACACUCUGGGUGAUUUCUGCUUCCUGCGGAUAAGAACCAAAGGGGGGAAUGCUGCCAUCUUGAACCGUGAAGUUCAGGAUAACUACUUGUUGACAGUGAAAGCUUCCAUUAAGGGGGAUUCACUAGAGGCCUGGACUAAAGUUAGUGUGCAGGUGUUGGAUAUGAAUGACCUUCGACCCCUUUUCUCCCCUACCACAUAUUCAGUUACCAUUGCGGAAAGCACACCACUACGCACCAGCAUAGCUCAGGUCACUGCCACAGAUGCUGACAUAGGAUCGAAUGGAGAGUUCUAUUACUUUUUCAAGGAACGAAUGGAGCUGUUCGCUGUGCACCCAACUAGCGGAGUUGUUUCUCUCAGUGGGAAGCUGGAUGUUGAUACUCAAAACCGCUAUGAUCUUGAGAUUCAGGCUGUGGACCGGGGAAUGAAGCUGUAUGGGAAUAAUGGUGUAAGCAGUACAGCCAAACUGUUUGUUCAUAUAGAACGAAUUAACGAGCAUGUGCCCACACUGAGUAUUGUUACAUUAGCACCUGUAUGGACUGAGAAGUCCCCCGUUGUAGCUGUGGUCACUGCAGAGGAUCUUGAUGAAGGGGCGAAUGGAGAGAUUGAGACGGUAAGCAUUGUGGCUGGGGACCUUCUUGAGCUCUUCAGCAUUGAAAGGACAGAGAUGCCAAGUGAAAAAACGGGAGAUGAGGUAGUCAGUCAGAAAGGAUCUAACGAGUUUGUCCUUCGUGCAACAGAGCAUUUCGACUGGGACAGCUAUCCGUAUGGAUUAAACCUCAGCUUGCAGGCUCGGGAUCGUGGAACACCUCAGAAGUUCUCUGCUGUGCACUCGGUGCACUUACGACUGUCACAACCAGCCCCAGUGGAAAUCACAUUUCAGAAGGACGAAUACGAGGUCCUAUUGAAUGAAGUUGCCCCUCCUGGAACUGUUGUGGAGGCUGUGAAACUCCAACCAGAGCCAGAUGAUGCUGAGUACAUUCUGACUCCAUCUGCUGAUUCAGGGUUCUUCAAUAUCAACACCAUGACAGGCGUAAUCAGCACAGCACGUUGGCUUACCCAACUUACACAGGAAGUAUUUGAGCUAGAGGUCUUAGAAGUAGACAGUGACCUUAGGGUCAAGGUUAGAGUCAUUCUUGAAGAUGCCAAUGACAAUGCACCGUCAUUUGUUCAGCAGUCUUAUGAGGUAUUUAUCAAUGAAAGUGUUGCUAUAGGCACUGCUAUUGUUGUGGUGACUGCUUCUGAUGGUGACCAUGGGGAAAACGGGUACAUCACAUACAGCAUGGCUAGCUUGACACCAUUACCUUUCAGCGUGCAACAGUUCUCCGGAGCAGUCAUGACAACGCAGGAGCUAGACUUUGAGUCGUCUGUAGAGAGUUUUAGUUUUGUGGUUCGUGCUUCUGACUGGGGUUCCCCUUAUAGGCGUGAGAGUGAAGUCAAUGUCACUGUGCACCUAGAGAAUGUUAACGAUAACAAACCCCUAUUUGAGAAAGUGGCCUGUGUUGGUGUGAUCUCUCGAGAACUUCCGGUCGGUGAGGUUAUCGCCACAAUGUCUGCCAUAGACAUCGAUGAGCUAGAGCUAGUCAAAUAUAAGAUCCUCUCUGGGAAUGAGCGAGGCUACUUUGACUUAAAUCCCGAUUCUGGUGUCAUGACCUUACAUCACUCCCUAAACACUGUGGCACCCAAAAACUCGUUCAGUCUAAAAAUUACUGCUACAGAUGGGGAACAUUUUUCCGAUCCUAUGUUUGUGAACAUAUCUGUAGUGCAAGGGAAGUCACCCCCCAAGAGCUUCAGUUGUACCGAAACCAGAGUAGCCCAACGACUAGCUGAGAAACUUCUGAAGAAAGCCAAAGUUAGCAGUAAACCCAAAAUAGAGGAAGGCUUUAUUGACCUGUUCUCUGUGAACCGUCAAACGCCUCAAUUUGAUAAAUCCUUCCCAACUGAUAUCACUGUGCGUGAGGAUGUACAAGUUGGCACGAGUGUGUUUCAGGUAAAAGCCUUCGAUGGAGACACUGGGUUCAAUGGACAACUCUUAUACGCCAUUGCUGAUGGCAACACAGACAGUUGUUUCACUAUUGGAAUUCUGAAUGGCAUAAUAAGCAUCUUCCUUCCUCUAGACCGUGAGAGGACAGAUCGUUAUCUUCUAAACAUCACAUUGCAUGAUUUAGGCCAACCGCAAAGAUCCUCCUGGAGGCUUCUUACAGUUUACAUAGCAGAUGCAAAUGACAAUGCACCUCAGUUUCUUCAAGAUGGUGGCUACCAGGCCCACAUUGCUGAAAACACCCCCAUUGGUACCGAAGUCAUCCAAGUGGAAGCUACUGACAAAGAUCAAGGUCUCAGUGGCGAGAUCCAGUAUUCCCUACUCACCAGCACAUCACAGUUUGGCAUUAACAGCUCCAGUGGGAUUGUGUAUGUUGCAGGUCAGCUGGAUCGUGAGCUUGCUCCGUUCUUCAUAUUAAAAGUGGAAGCGCGAGAUCGGGCAGAGCGAGUGGCUCAACAGUUUUCUGUAACAACUCUUAAAAUCUCACUUGAGGAUGUUAACGAUUGUCCACCUGCCUUUAUCCCAAAUGUUGUCAGCGCCCGUGCACUAGAAGACCUCCCAGUGGGCACUGUCAUUGCCUGGCUGGAUACGCAAGACCCUGACCUGGGACUUGGAGGGCAGGUGCGAUACUCGCUUGCUAAUGACUUCGAUGGCCAUUUUGAGGUCGACAAGACUAGCGGCGCCAUUCGUCUUACCAAGGAGCUGGAUUACGAAACUCAACAAUUCUUCAACCUAACAGUUCGAGCAAAAGACAAAGGCCGACCUGUGUCACUUCUGUCAGUUAGCUUUGUUGAACUGGAGGUGGUGGAUGUUAAUGAGAACCUGUACGCACCGUAUUUUUCGAACUUCGCCAUGAAUGGAUCAGUAAAGGAAAGCAUUCGGAUUGGGACUUCCGUGCUCCAGGUCUCUGCAAGGGAUGAUGACACGGGGAGGGAUGGCGAGGUGCAGUACUCCAUACGUGACGGCAGUGGUCUUGGGAGAUUCACCAUUGACGAAGAAACAGGUGUCAUCUACACUACAGAUCUGUUGGACCGAGAGACGCAGGACUCCUGUUGGCUGACGGUGUACGCCACUGAUCUGGGAGUGGUACCGCAGUCAGCGGCGCUGCAAGUGUACAUACAGGUUGAGGAUGUUAACGAUAACGCUCCGCUCACGUCUGAACCGAUGUAUCAUGCCACCAUUCUGGAAAAUUCCCCAAAGGAUCAGUCAGUCAUUCAGAUCCAGGCGCAGGACCCUGACGCCACGGCAACUGAGCCCCGCCUGUCAUUCCGGAUCUCCAGCGGCAACCCGCAGAACUUCUUCAGCAUCAACCCGCGCACCGGUCUGAUUACCACAACCUCUCGGAAACUGGAUCGUGAACAACAGGCUGAGCACGUACUGGAGGUGACUGUAUCAGAUGGUGGUCCUUCUCCCAGACACACCACAGUAUGGGUGGUGAUCCAAGUGUUGGAUGUUAACGAUAACAAACCAACGUUUCCAGAGAAGGUGUACCAGGUCCGUUUACCCGAGCGCACCCGUAAACAGCGAGGCGCUCCUAUAUAUCGGGUGUUCGCCUAUGACCAAGACCUGGGCGCCAACGCUGAACUCUCCUACAGCAUCGUUGAUGGCAACGAGGACGGGAAAUUUGUAAUCGACGCCAAAACUGGUGUGGUUUCAUCGCCCAAGAAACAGUUCACAGCUGGAACCUAUGAUAUUCUUACCGUGAAGGCUGUGGAUAAUGGACGUCCUCAGCGCUGGGCGACGGCUCGUUUGCACAUCGAGUGGAUCCGCCGUCCACCGCCCAGCCCUGUUCCUCUUGCCUUCGAUGAGCAGCUUUAUAAUUUCACUGUCAUGGAAAGCGACAAAGUGGCAGACAUCGUAGGCGUGGUGUCCGCUCAACAGCAAGGCUCCGCCUCCUUGUGGUUUGACAUCACAGGUCCACGCUCUUUCCGUGAGAUGUUCUAUAUACUCCAGACCGCUUGCGGCAGGAACUGUUCUACAGAAGGUGGUGAUGUGGACAGUAUGUUUGGCGUUGAGAAAGGCGUCGGCACUAUCGUCAUCGCUAAACCUCUGGACGCCGAACAGCGGUCGUUUUACAACCUCACUGUGGAGGUUACAGAUGGGACUAAUAUAGCGUACACUCAGGUCCACAUUACAGUUCUGGACAACAACGACAAUGCCCCUGUUUUUUCCCAGCCUACCUAUGACAUCACAAUCACAGAAGACACGCCCCCGGAUACUGAGGUUGUGCAGGUGUUGGCGUCUGACCGUGACGAGCGUCACCGUUUGACCUUUAGCCUCCAGAGCAGCGUUGACCCCAGCAGCAUGCGGCUCUUCCGCAUCGACUCCAACAGUGGAAUCAUCUACACGGCUCGCAGACUGGACCACGAGAGCCGAACACAGCACAUCCUCACCAUCAUGGUGAAGGAUCAAGAGUUCCCGUACAGACGUAGUCUUGCUCGUGUCCUGAUCGGUGUAGAAGAUGUGAAUGACCACGCCCCUCUUUUUACCAUGGUGAUGUAUAAUGGACAGGUGUAUGAAUCAGCGGCACUGGGAUCGGCUGUUCUCACGGUGACUGCACUCGAUAAGGACAAGGGCCAAAAUGCACAAAUCAGUUACAGCAUCGACUCAGGGAACACAGGAAACACUUUCCGGAUUGAUCCUGUUUUGGGCAUCAUCUCAUUGGCUCGGGAGCUGGACCUGUCCAACAUUGGUCACUACGUUUUGUCUGUCAAAGCAACGGAUAACGGUUUUCCGGCAUUGUCUUCAACAGCUGUCGUCCGAAUCGCAGUCACCUUGUCUGAUAAUGCUGGUCCUAAGUUUCCCCAAAGUGAAUACCAGGCGGAAAUAUCAGAAGGUGUUGCCAUUGGAACUUCAGUCAUCACCGUGAACGCUCUAAGUCUGUCCACCCUUACCUAUGACAUUCGCCACGGCAAUGGUCAUCGGACAUUCCGUAUCAACCAGUACAGUGGAGUGAUCACAACGCAGAAAACUCUAGACUUUGAAACAGUUUCCUCCUACGUGCUAAUAGUCACUGCAAGCAACAUGGCUGGACAGGCCUCAAAUGCUACAAUAACUGUUACAGUUCUCGACCAAAAUGAUAAUGCACCGGUGUUCCAACUGCUGCGUUACCAUGGAAGUAUCAGUGAAGGUGCUGGGCUUAACAGUGUUGUGCAGAGUGACAAUGGACAACCACUAGUCAUACGAGCAAGCGACACUGACCGCAACCAUAAUGCCCUGUUGGUGUAUCAGAUCAUGGAAGAAUCUGCCAGGCGAUUCUUUGCAGUAGAUGCCGGUACUGGCUCCAUAAGGACAAUUGCUCAGCUUGACCAUGAAACCACACCUACAUUCAGUUUCCAUGUUAACGUCCGAGACAGUGGACAUCCACAACUCUCAGCUGAGCAUCCUGCAGAAGUGACCAUUGAGGUGCAAGAUGUUAACGACUGCCCACCUAAGUUUUCCCAGGAUUCCUAUGAAGCUGUCCUUUUGCUCCCAACUUAUGAAGGCGUGGAAGCCCUAAAGGUUUCUGCUACUGAUACCGAUGGUAAUGGCCAGUCAGACCUCACCUACUCAUUGACAGAUGGCAGCAUAGAACAUUUCAGCAUUGAGCCAAGCACUGGACUGUUGACUGUGAGAAACAGUACUUUUAGCAAAGAACGAUUCCGCUUCAACGUCCGUGUUUCAGAUGGACGCUUCUCCAGCACCGCUCUGGUUACCGUCCUGGUGCAUGAGGCUCUGGACAGUGGGCUGGCUUUUACUCACAAUACCUACAAUGCCAACAUUGAGGAGAACAAUGGUAACAUAACAACAGUUGCUGUCGUUACAGCACUAGGGAACAAGUUGAACGAACCCCUGCGAUAUACUUUGUUGAAUGCAGGUGGGAAAUUUCGCAUCAGGCCAACAUCCGGUGCCAUUGAAACUGUCGGAGUCCCAUUAGACAGGGAGGAGAAGGAGGAAUACGGACUUCUGGUACAAGCAGGCCGUGAGGAAGACCGUCUCCGUGUUGCAAGGGCGCUGGUCCGAGUUCAAGUCACCGAUGUCAAUGACAAUUCUCCAGUUUUUGUUGGAUUGCCAUACUAUGCUGCUGUGCAAGUGGAAGCAGAGCCUGGGACAGCAAUAUUUCAAGUGACAGCAGUGGACCGGGACAAAGGACAAAAUGGGGAGGUGAACUACUUUCUGCAGGAUGAACUGGGACAUUUCGAAAUGGAUCGUGUGAGUGGCGAACUUCGCCUAUGGAGAGUUUUCGGGGCAGAUCUCUCCAGUGUGGAAUAUCAGGUUCUGGUGUUUGCCCGUGACAUGGGAACACCACCUCUUUCUUCUUCAGUCACCUUUCCCGUUACAGUGGUAAACAGAGCAAUGCCAGUGUUUGACCGACCAUUCUACUCAGUGAAAGUGAGCGAAGACAUACCAAUAUGGACUCCAAUUCUGGGAAUAAACGCCAGCAGCCCUGAAGGCCAGAGUGUCCUUUACACAAUCACACACGGUGACCCAGGAACACUCUUCUCCAUUGGAUUUGACACAGGUGUUAUCAGUGUCAUCUCUGCCCUCGACUAUGAGACCAGCCCUUCCCACAGACUCAUCGUCAGAGCAACAGACUGCCUCACAGGCGCUCGUGCAGAAGUGGAUGUUGAAGUUACUGUUUUGGAUGUCAACGACAACCCUCCAGUCUUCGAGCAGCCCUCGUACAAAGCUGUAAUUUCAGAAUCUGCCAUGAUUGGCACUGCAGCCUUGCAGGUUCUCGCAACAGACAGCGACUCUGAGAAAAAUGCAGCUGUCCGAUACCAAAUCAUUCCAGACCGUGCCAACAGCACUGACCACUUCCACAUCGACAGCAGCAGUGGUCUAAUUCUGACAGCUCGCUCCCUGGACCAUGAGACCAUCCAGCACUAUGUGUUUCUUGUCAAGGCAACAGAUAAUGGCUUUCCCCCAUUGAGCACCGAAGUUUGGGUCACAGUCAAUGUCAUGGACACAAACGACAAUGAUCCAGUGUUUAACCAACUGCUCUAUGAAGCCUCUGUCAGUGAGUUGGCACCCAAAGGGCACUUUGUUACAUGCAUCCAGGCCUCUGAUGCAGACCGUUCAGAUGCAGAACGCUUGCAGUAUGGCCUGGUGUCUGGAAACGAAAGGAUGCUGUUUGAGCUUGAUGCCGCCACCGGUGUCCUCACCCUGAGUGGCCAGCGACGCAUGCUGCGCAUGCCUUCCACCAUCACCCUAAAUGUAAGCGUUUCCGAUGGAGUGUUUACCAGUACAGCACAAGUACACAUUCGGGUAGAGCGAGCAAAUCUACAUGCCCCCCAGUUCACCCAGGGCAUGUGCGAGGCCGAUGUACGGGAGAACGCACCAGUGGGAUCAAAGGUCAUUGCAAUCAGGGCACAAGAUUCUGAUCCUGGACCAUUUGGGGAUGUGAGGUAUGUGCUGCUAUCAGAUGCUGCUCGGGAUUUGUUCAGUAUUGAUGGCAGUGGACAAAUAACGACACUUGAACGUCUGGACCGGGAAGAACGAAGUGAGAUGGUGCUGUCCAUUGCUGCUGUGGAUGCAGGUGGCCGAUCUGGAUAUUGCAGUGUCCGGGUCACCGUACUAGAUGAGAACGACAAUGCUCCACUGUUUGGCGCCUCGGAGUACCAUGCAAGUGUGCGAUCUGAGGUUGAACCUGGUACCCUUGUGACACAAGUACAAGCUUGGGAUCUAGAUCAAGGUGCCAAUGGACAGGUGAGCUACAGUCUGUACAGCGAAGCCAGCCUGCAGGUUAAUGAACUUCUGGAUAUCGAUCCUGACAGUGGCUGGGUUGUCACCAAAGGCAACUUCGCCCCUUUGCGUGGAUCUGUGCUGUCCUUUUUUGUUAAAGCCUCUGAUGGAGGUGCACCUGUUAGACAUUCCCUUGUGUCUGUCUACAUACACGUUUUGUCUGCCAAUGCCCACAUACCUUCCUUCAGCCAACCACAGUUCUCCUUUACUGUGCCAGAGGACAUGCCCAUUGGUUCCGUGCUGGGAGCAGUGCAUCUACACACCUCAACUAGCCACUCUUCCUUACCAGUGAGCUUCUCAGCAGUGAUCGGACAGACUCUAGAGAGUAACAGUGAUGGAGUGUUUGUGGUUGACAAAGAAACCGGCAUGAUCAAACUAGACAAAGCACUGGACCGAGAGCUGACAACGGCCUAUCAUUUCAAAGUGAUGGCAAUGUUGCAGCAGGGACGUUUAGACGCAGUUUUGGCCAUAGAUGUGGAGGUCAAAGUACAAGAUGUCAAUGACAACAAACCAUCGUUUGAGUCGGAUAACUAUGAGGCAUCAGUCACUGAGGGUCUUUCUCCUGGGACUAGGAUUCUGCAAGUGCGAGCUUUGGAUCCUGAUUGGGCAGCUAAUGGUCAGGUGACUUACAGUCUUGCUCCACCUGGGUUGCUUGGUGGCUCCGGUGGGGAAGACAUUGAAGAGCAUGGAGCCUACUUUACGAUUGACAGCAGCUCUGGUUGGAUAUCAACACUGAAAGGGCUGGACCAUGAACAGAACCCCGCCCAUAGUCUUACAGUCUGGGCAUUUGACCUUGGAGAUCCUGCUAGCCAGUCAUCCUCAACAACAAUUACUAUAGCAGUGAGCGACUCCAACGACAACAUACCACAAUUUCUUCAGCCCCGUUACUAUGGAAGUGUACUUGAGAGUGAUGCACCUGGUGAAGUGGUGGCAGUACUGAACACACGGGACAAUGACAGCUCACCUGGAAACCGACAAGUCACCUAUCAUGUUACAGGUGGUAACAGAGGCGGGGUGUUUGCUCUCGGGUUGGUUCAGGGAGAGUGGAAGCUGUACGUUAAACGACCGUUAGACCGCGAAGAACAAGAACGGUACCUCAUCAAUGUCACGGCGACAGACGGACUCCACGUUUCCACGGCAACCGUAGAGGUCAUGGUCAUUGACACCAAUGACAACAGCCCCGUCUGUGACCCGGCCGUGUACUCAGUGUCCGUGUCUGAAGAUGUCACCAUAAAUAAGCAAAUCCUCCGGGUCAAAGCUACAGACGCUGACGCGGGCGCAAACGCACAGAUCCAGUUCUCCCUGUUCGGUUCUGGGGCAGAAGACUUCAUCAUACAUCCACACACAGGCGAGCUGAAGACAGCCGCGGCGCUGGACCGGGAAAAGGUUGCACGAUACUCUCUGGUUGCCCGAGCGACAGACAGCGGCGGUUUGUGGUGUGAGGCUGAGGUGGUGGUGGUUCUCUUGGAUGUGAAUGACAGUCCACCGAUGUUUAACAUGCCCCAUUACACCGCUAGUGUCUACGAGAACACCGCCACUAAAGCUCUGCUGACCCGAAUACAAGCCAUAGACCCUGAUCUGGGUGUUAAUCGUAAAGUGGUCUAUUCCCUUGUUGAUUCGGCUGACGGGUUCUUCUCCAUUGAUAAAUCAUCCGGGAUUGUUGUUCUGGAGCGUUUGCUGGACCGCGAGGUUCAGUCCUCAUAUCGUAUAACGGUCCGUGCGUCAGAUCAAGGCGUUCCAGUUCGCCUCUCUUCCCUUGCGAACAUAACGAUCACAGUUUUGGACAUUAACGACAACCCGCCUGUGUUUGAGAGGAGGGACUAUCUGGCCACGCUUCCUGAAGAUGUUGCAGUGGGUACGGAAGUGGUACAGGUUUACGCUGCGAGUAAAGAUAUUGGCACCAACGCUGAUAUUUACUACAACAUCCGAUCCGGAAACCAACAGGGCCAUUUCACCAUUAACAUCAACACAGGUGCCAUCUCUGUAUCUCGACCACUAGACUUUGAGUCCUGCAAGGAUUAUUUCCUUACAGUGGAAGCAACUGAUGGCGGGACUCCGCCCCUUAGUGCUGUUACCAUGGUGAACAUCAACCUGACAGACGUCAAUGACAACGCCCCCAUGUUCAGCCGCGACGCCUACAGCGUGUCCAUCAGCGAGGACGCUAACAUAGGAGACACCGUAGUCAAGGUGACUGCGGAAGACGUCGACAGCCAAGCGAACGGCGACAUCCUGUAUUCCAUCGUCAGCGGCGACCGAGAGAACCAGUUCUUCAUCGAGCCAAUCACAGGCCAGAUCAAAGUCAACAAGCAGCUGGAUCGAGAAACGAUGGCUGGUUACUCGUUGUCCGUCAGAGCUCUUGACAGCGGGACGCCUGCGAUGUCCUCAACCGUUCAGGUCAACAUCGACAUCUCUGACGUCAACGACAACCCGCCCACCUUCACUCCAGCCAAUCACACUGCAGUUAUACAGGAGAACAAGCCUUUGGGAACAAGUGUCCUACAGCUGUCCGUCAUCGAUAAGGACGCCAGUCACAACGGCCUGCCUUUUCAUUUCCGAAUUCUAUCAGGAAAUGAGGGGGCGUGGUUUAAACUGGAUAGAGAGGGGCUGUUGACAUCCAAUCAGGUGUUUCGUAGGUCAGAAGGCACAGAGUAUGUCAUUCAUGUACAGGCCAGUGAUUCAGGCAGGCCGCCCCUGUCGUCGAUGGCAACCGUGUUGGUGCGUGUGAUAGAGGAGAGCAUGCACAAGCCAGUGGCGUCACCUUUACACGUGCACAUCGUAACCAUGGAGGACGAGUUUCCAGGAGGUGUGAUCGGUCAGAUCCACGCCACAGACCAGGAUGCUUUUGAUAUUCUCACCUACGGACACACACACCAGCAGAGCAGCCUAUUCAAGGUGAGUCCUCGAGACGGUCGAAUCAUCGCUCUGAGCGGGUUGGACGCGGGCCGCUACAGCCUCAACGCUACAGUAACAGACGGCCGCUUCACUGUGAGUGUGCCCGUGAGCGUGCAUGUGGAGCAGGCCUCGGCCGAGAUGCUCCACGAUGCCGUGACGAUCCGUUUCGACCACGUCUCCCCUCACGACUUCGUAUCCCGUCACCUCCCCUCGGUCACACGCGUCCUGUCCAGCGUCAUGGCGACGCCCUGGCCCGACGCUCUGCAUGUGCUCAGUGUGCAGCCGGUGGAAUCCACAGGGCAGCUGGACCUGCUGGUUGCCGUGGAGACGGAGGAAGGAGGCGGGUUCUACAAGGCGGCGUUGGUGACGCAGAAGCUGAGCUCUGCGCGCCGCCAGCUGGACCAGGUUCUGAGAGUCUCAGCGGUGCUGGAUAAGAACUGCUCGGGUCUGGACUGCAGGGAGGCCCAGUGUGAACAAACCAUCACGCUGGACUCGCACAGUCUGCUCACGUACAGCUCCACCAAAACCAGCUUUGUGUCACCCAAGUUCCACAGGAACACCCGAUGCGUGUGCAGCGACGGGAGUUGUUCUGCUGCGUCGGAGGUGUGUGUGGACAUGAGAUGUCCCGGUGACAUGCAGUGUGUGGGAACGGACAUCAGCAGGGGGCCGUACGUGUGCCAGUGUCCGCCGGGCAAACUGGGAGAGUGUGCAGGACACACCUCUCUGAGCUUCUCUGGUAACAGUUAUAUCAAGUACAGAGUGACGGAUGGAGAGAGAAGCGGAGAGAUGAAGUUAGCACUCCGCAUCAGAACGCUGCAGAGCACAGGAAUCAUUAUGUACACGCGUGCAGAUCCGUGUAGUGUGCUGAAGAUCGAAGAGGGAAAGCUGUGGUUCCAGUUGGAUUGCGGCAACAGUCCCAGGAGCAUCGGGAUCUCCGGCCGUCCGGUCAACGACGGGAACUGGCAUCACGUGGUCCUGGAGCUGCGAGGAAACUACAGCAGCCUUUCGCUAGAUGACAUGUACGUGGAACGGCGACUGGCCACGACUAAAUACCGACCUCUGGGAGCAGAUUUGUCCAUUUAUUUCGGAGCGCAGGUGUCGCCCCCGGAUGCCCGUAGCUUGACGGAAAGGAAGGGUCCGUGGGUCACCAACGGCUUUCAGGGCUGUUUGGACUCUGUGGUUCUGAACGACAAUGAACUCCCGCUGCAGAACAAGCGCAGCCCGUAUGCAGAGGUGGUGGGACUGACGGAUCUCAAGUUGGGAUGCGUUCUCUAUCCGGAUGCGUGUGCCGCUCAGCCCUGUGUAAACGGUGCCACCUGCGUUAGCCUGCCAUCUGGAGGUUAUUUGUGCAUUUGCAGCGCUCUGUACACCGGAGGGCACUGUGAGACGGAGAUCAGCGUCUGCAUGCCAAACCCGUGUCAGAACGGCGGCGUGUGUAAACCCAUCGGAAACGCCUUCAUCUGCAGCUGCAAGAGAGGAUACACCGGCGCAACUUGUGAAGAGGACGUGAACGAGUGUGAACGUGAGCUGUGCGAGAACGGCGGCGUGUGCGUCAACACUUUCGGCUCGUUCUACUGUAACUGCACACCGGGUUUCGUGGGCAGCGCUUGCUCCAUUCGUCCCGUGCUUGUUCCGGAUAUGCAGGCUGGCCACGCCUACGUUGGGAAGGAGGAGCUUAUCGGCAUCGCCGUCGUGCUCUUCCUCAUCCUCACCCUCAUCCUCCUAUUCAUCGCCUUCCGGAAGAAGGUAUUCCAGAAGAGCUAUUCGCGGAAUAACCUUUCCAUGAUUCAGGAUCCGGCUACGGCUGCCCUGCUGCACAAAGCCAACGGUGGGCACUAUCCACCGCUACGCUGCGCCAUUGGAGAGCCAAUCAGCUUGUACAUGGAAGGAAGUCUUUCGUGUCCUCCUCAGGUCCCCGUUAGGCCGAUGGCAUACACGCCGUGUUUUCCCGGAGACACUCGGGGAACCCUGGAAAAGCGGCCAGGUGACGGCCGAGGCAUGGAGCUGACGGAAAUGAGCACUUUCCAUCCAUCUGAGUCGCCGCGGAUACUGGGCGGGACCAACCGGAGGGGCGUGGUCGUGUGCAGCGUGGCACCAAAUCUGCCGCCCGUUUCGCCGUGCCUGUCUGACUGUGAUUCCCUACGGAAGAGUCCCUGGGAAGAGGAGGGUAAAGUGGAUUUGCUGGAAGAAGUCACAUGUUUCUCUGGCAGUAACAAGGGCAGCAACUCCGAGGUCCAGUCGCUGAGCUCCUUUCAGUCUGAUUCCUGUGAUGAUAACGCUUCCAUAGUGACGGUAAUUCGGCUGGUCAAUGAUGCAGUCGACACGAUUGAGAAUGAAGUGUCCGUUAUGGAUCAAGGUCAAAACUUCAACAGAGCAUACCACUGGGACACUUCCGAUUGGCUGCCAAGUAUACGCCUACCUGACAUCGAGGAGGUCCCCACCUAUGAGACGGGCGAAGUGGGCGUGGCCUUAGAAUCCGACUAUUACCUUGGUGGAUUCGAUAUCGACAGCGACUACUCACCACCUCAGGAGGAGGAGUUUAUGUCCCAGGACCAGCUGCCCCCGCCCCUUCCCACCGAGGAAUAUGACACCUCACCCGCCAAUCAACCCGUGUCUAGGGAGAGCACUCUGAGCGGGGACCGCAAGCCCCGCCCACACUUCCACCCCAGCCAAUACCUGCCCCCGCAUCAGCUGCCACUCGGCUCUACGGGGGAGGAGUUUAGCACUUUUACAGGCAGGGAGGCGCGCCUGUCCAUCAAUGCCUCCUCUGCCUCUGACGUUUCCUCCGCGCCCUGCGGGUUCGAAGACUCUGAGACAGGAGGAAGUUUGGAUAGUUUGGAGGACGCGCACAUGCACCCACAUACACAGCAGACUGAGGUCUGAUAUUCCACCAGUAACUGCAGACGCAGUUAGUGAUGUUCACAGGACGUGUUUUCCCACAUAAAAGACACUAAACUCUUGCAUCUGUCAGAUGCAGCAGAUUCAGUCUGAGGACUGCUGACGCCGCAGACAGACUCUUAGCGCUGCCCUCUGCAUGAGCAGCUGAAAUAUAAAAGCACAGGAAGUGUCUGGAAGUGAUGUCAUGGGUGGGGCCCAUGCAAUUAAAGCAACAAGAAGCGCCAUAGCGAACAAAGACCAAUGAUCUGUAGAUGUGUUUUCAGAAAUCACCUGGUGCAUUUCAUUGUUCCUUCCAGUUCCUGAUUUGUUUGGUGCUCCCCUUUGUGUGGUUGAAAUCUGGAUCUGUUCUAAAACCUAGUGAGCCUACCUAGAUGAUAUUAUGCUGCCUUCUAAGAUACAAAUUGUGAGUUUAAAUAUUUUUUUAUUUGGUAUUUCACAAAAUAAAAUCCAUUU
This is a messenger RNA of Sinocyclocheilus grahami, 14298 nucleotides long. RefSeq names its product protocadherin Fat 3-like. NCBI's taxonomy places the organism in Eukaryota, Metazoa, Chordata, Actinopteri, Cypriniformes, Cyprinidae. Gene Ontology annotation, biological process: homophilic cell-cell adhesion. Bases 13 to 13830 code for a protein of 4605 amino acids. The record is from RefSeq and is a predicted model, not a curated record. Gene Ontology annotation, cellular component: plasma membrane. The transcript has 30 exons. Gene Ontology annotation, molecular function: calcium ion binding.